AUGAAGACCGAACACGCAUACACCUUGAUCAAAGAUGCCACCGUGCUCACCAUGGACCCAGAACUGGGUAUGCUGAGCAACUGUGAUAUCUUGAUCAAGGGCCAAACCGUCAAGGCUAUUGGGCAAAACCUGCCUGCCCCCUCGGAUGGGGACAUAAAGGUUAUCGAUAUCCCCGAUGCCAUCGUUACACCUGGGUUCGUCGACGGUCACCACCACAUGUGGCAGCAGCUUAUUCGAGGCGUUGCAGUUGACUGGUCCCUGUUCGACUAUGCUAUCAAUAUCCGCAGCGUCUACGGGAGCGUCUACACGGCCGAGGAUGCCGGGUUCGCCUACUAUGUCGCCGCGCUGGAUAUGAUUAAUAACGGUAUCACGAGCGUCCUAGAGCACGGCCAUAUUAUGAACACGCCGCAGCAUGCUGAUGCGUCUAUCAAGGGCCUGAAGGACUCCGGGAUCCGCGCAUGUUUCUGCUACGGGCUCUACGAGAACCCACCCAUCAGCGGCGCCCCAGACGCAGAUAAGCAGAGCUUCAGCCUCGCCGAGCGGCUCGCGGACGCCCGCCGGGUCAGGAACACGCAUUUCCAGACCAACGACCCGGCCAAGGAGCGCGUCACGUUUGGCCUCGCGCCGACCGAGCCGGACUACCAACCCAUACAGGAGACGGUGGACCAGGUCGUGGCAGCCCGCGAGAUAGGGGCCAGGCUUAUCACCAUGCACGUUGCCCUGGGUCCGUACGACACGACGCACAACCACAUCGUCCAGCAGCUCGCGGACAGGGACCUGCUGGGACCUGACCUCGCCUUCAGUCACGGCGCCUCCCUUACAGAGGGCGAGUUCAAGGCCAUCUCGUCCACGGGGGCCGGCCUCGUGAGCACGCCUGACACGGAGCUGCAGAUGGGCAUGGGCUUCCCCGCCGUAUUCCGUGCCACCGAUAGGGGUUGCAAGGCGUGCCUCGGCGUUGACAUCACGUCCAACCAGGGCAACAGCUUUGUCGCGCAGAUGAGGCUGGCGCUACAGGUGCAGCGGGCCCAAGAGAACGAGAUUGCCUUCCCCCUCUCUAUUAAGCGGAAGACAGCAGAGGUGCUCCGGAUGAGCACCAUGGGCGGCGCUGAGGUCAUGGGGCUGGGACACCUCGCCGGCUCCGUCACCGUCGGCAAGAAGGCGGACUUAAACAUCUUUCGAUGCGAUGAUAUUGGCACCGUGCCCGUCAUCGACCCCGCGGGCACCGUCGUCUUCCACUCGUCCACGUCCAACAUCGACACUGUGAUUAUAGAUGGGCGGGUUGUCAAGGAGAACGGUCAGCUGGUUGGUAUUGAUUGGCCGGCAUUAAAGGCAGAGCUUGUCGCUCGCACCGAGAGAAUCCGCCAGGUCGCGUCAAAGGUGGACUUGGCUGCUGCUAAAGCACAAUGGGGUCCUUAUACCGUGCAAGACUAA
This is a messenger RNA of Clonostachys byssicola, 1431 nucleotides long. Lineage: Eukaryota; Fungi; Ascomycota; Sordariomycetes; Hypocreales; Bionectriaceae. The record is from the annotation of a GenBank genome assembly.